This is a messenger RNA of Caenorhabditis angaria, 1978 nucleotides long. Lineage: Eukaryota; Metazoa; Nematoda; Chromadorea; Rhabditida; Rhabditidae. The record is from the annotation of a GenBank genome assembly.
AUGAGUGAUUCUAAACGUAAGUGUUUUUUGUCCUAUAAAAAAUAAGGUUUUGAAUAACCUAUGAUUUUCAGAAGACGACUUAAAUGUCUCCAUCGAUUUGGGCAGUGCUGUGAAAAGUACAACUGAUCUUAUAGGUUCUGCUAUUGGACUACUAAAUGCGUCAAAUGGUAAGAAUAGAUCUCAAAAAACCAACAGUUAAUUAGUUUUUGUUUCAGAAAGAUCAAAACGCAAAGAUGCUCAAUAUAAUACUGAGCGCAGAGAUAUUAACACCAGUCAUGAAGCUAGUAUGAAAGAUUUGAAUAAUAGUAUUGUGGCGGAGAGAGCAACAAGAAAACAUGAAAUCGAAUCGUUGGAUGGGCAGUUGAAAAGACAAGAAGAUCGGAGAAGCGAACAGGAAAAAUUAUUCAAUGAGAGACACUCGAAUUUGGUGGAACGAAAUAAUUCGGCUAUUCGAGACACUAACAUUCGUCACGGAAAGGAAUUGGUUGAUUUUCAGAAGGAUGCGAAUGCUCAAAAAGGUUUUUUUAAUAGAUUGUACAUAGAUGUUUUUAUCCGAGGUGGCCCAUUUUGAUGUUGUUUCUAACAAGAAAAUACACAUUGUAAGAAAAUACACAUUGUAGUCCAAAGAAAUAUUUUUCUAUUUCGAAAUAUUUCGGAACAAUUUUGCAAAAACCUGCGUUAUCGCGAACAAUUUGACAGUUUAAUGACAUACACAUUUGUUAUACAAUUAUUUCGAGUCAUAAAAUUUAGAAUUAGAAAUUUGACGUCAAUGUGUACGUGUCAAGAGUCAUAAGUUAAGAAAUUUUAUAGAAUCACUCAAAGAUCGACAAUCAACUGAGAAGACUUUGAUUGUCAAUCAUCAUAAUGCAUUCAAAUUGGAGGCUGAAAGAUCUACCAGAGAGUUUGAUAUUUUGAGCCAAAAACGAAUCGGUGAAGAGCAACAGAAUGUAUGAAUUUUAAUUAGAAAUAUUUUUGAUUAAACAAAAACAAUGUUUUUUGCCAAAUUUUCAGCUCGACAAUGCAAGAGAAAAAAUGAUAUUUGAGAAAAAAGAUCUUGCAAAAAUGGCAGUGGAAAACGAGGAAAAUCACUUCAAACAACGAUUGGAAUUGGAGGAGAAAAAUCAAGCUGUGAUUCAAGAAAGUUUGUCUUAUAGGAUACUUAUUAACAUAAAUAUCAUUUUUUUUCCAGCGAAAUCCAUUAUGAAUGAUUUCGAGAAUCGUGAGUCAGAAUUGAAUCAUGUUCGUUUAGAUGGACUUUCGAGAAUGCUCGAAAGUUUGAGUACUGACGAGACGAACAAAAUUAAUCUGGAAACUUUUUCAAAUCUGCAACGUGGUGCUGGUGAAAUCAGAAAUAAUAUUUUCCUGAUGGCUGGAUCGAUUCAGGUUUCAAUAAAAUCGGGUGAUGAUCGGAGAUUUUUCAAAGCUGCAAUUAAGGCCCAGGUUUGGGACAGAUAUGAAGUUGUCCCAAAAAAAUUGUGCAUUUUCAGCUUACUAUCGAAAAAUUACAAAUUGAUAUUGUCAAACUUCGAGAAGAUCUUCAAAUUUCGAGUUACACGCUUUUAGAUGAAAACAAGACAGAAGAAUGUUUGACCUACAUUGAAAAAAAUUGUGAUCACUUGAAUGAAUUGGUCAAUAAUGAGGUUUGUAUUCUUAUCCUUUUUUCUCAAAUAUAUAAAAAGAUCAUCGAUUCUUGCAGGAUUUGAAGAUUGAAUAUGAUUCCGAAAAUAUCGGAAAAGUCUUGAAAAAACUUCUUGAACAAUCAGCAGAACUUGUGCAAAACAUUGUUCUGAAAUUCGAAAUUCCGAGUGAAAACCGAUUUUUGAAAACGACUGUUGAGGCAAAUCAAAGACUUGUUGAAAAGUUCGAUUCGGAGAAAUCGAUUGAAGCGAGUUCGUCGAGAAUUCAGCCAAUUUGCGAAAAUACGCAAGAGUAUUUGGAGAAAGGAGAUCAAGAUAAGAAAGAGGAGAAGAAUGAAUAA